AUGAGAGCUAGGGGUCCUUCAAAAGAACAAGAAUCAAUAGGAAAAUCUGUGGACAACAACUCAGUUCAUAAAAGAAGAUAAGAAUUAUGGGAAAAGUAGAUGGGAUCAAAUUAAGUGUGCCAAGGGUAUAUUUCUAAUACUCAGGGAAGUGCUGAGUCUGGAAUAAAAUAGUUUUUGUCUUCAAUGAGAAAAAAUGGCAGUUUCCAAUAAAUAGAAAGUUAAUAUAGACCUAAUAUCACAGAAAAUGAAACUGAAUCACCAAAUAAGUCAUAACUGAAGGUCACAGACACCUAAUUAUUGACUCCAUUACAAAAACAUACUUCAAAGAACUAGACAACUUAUGAUAUUUUGUCUCAGAUCUAUGAAUUACAAAAUAGGAAGAGCAGAAAUCAAUCUUUAUUGGAGGAAUUAAUGAGAAAAACUAAAUAAGCAAAUGAUAAUCUAACGUUUCAAAGAAUACUCCAAAGAAAAAAGUACUAUAAAAGAUCAUAGAGAUGUUAAUCAGUGGCUCAAAAAGAAUACGAGUUGGAAUAACUAAAAGGUCAAUUGAUUUAAGUGAAAUAAGUCUAAGUUCUACAAAUAUAAAAGGAUCAAACACCUAAGUAACAAGAAAAAUUAAUGCCACUUUUAGUUAGAAAAGAAAAAACUAAAAGUCCACCUUCUAAAGAUAAUGAGAGAAAGAAAGUGUAAGUUCCUCUUUGUAAAGCAAAAAAGAUAGUGAUUGAUGACACUAGAUUUUGGGACAUUGGGUUUACUAAAUUUAUACAGAAUCCAAGUUAUUAGGAAAUCAAUCAAUUAAUUAAUUUUUGUAAUGGAAUUCAAGUAAUUCCAGCGUUGCAUUAAAAAUAUUAUAAGUUAUUUGUAGGCAGAGGCAAUAACCAUAUGAUGAUAAAAGGAAUAUUUAACUUAAGACCAUAAUGGAGUAUUGCAAAUUCAAUAGAUGAUGAUGCUGAAAUCAAUUUUGUAUGGACUCAAAAAUUCAUUGAUCUACAACCUUCAGAAAUUAAACCCAUUGCUCAAACUAUCAUAUCUGAGGAAAUUAAUAGUUGGAUUGACUCUUAGUAAAUGAGUGUGAUAAAAUAGGCUUGGGAUAAGAUUGAAGGGAAGUCAAAAAAGAAAUUAAAUGAAUAUAAUAUAGAUAGUCCACCAAUCUUAAAUAAUUUACACAAUUACAAGGAGUUAACCCAAUUAAAUCAUUAGACAACGAACAUUCGUAUUCAUAACCAUCUCAAGGGUGGCCAUCAAUUAGGUGACAAGAAAUGGCUAUUCCAUAAUCUCUCUGAAUAUUGUUCAGAAUAGAGUAUUGAUGUAUGGAAUUACAUUCCAUUGACUUAUCAUAUUCAUGGUCCAACCGAUCGAGAAUUCAUUAGUUUCUAAUAAACAUUCUAACAUCUGGCUUUAGACAAAGAUAUUAAGAAUAUAUGGAUCAUAAAACCAGGAGAGGAUAGUAACAGGGGCAAUGGAAUUAAAGUCUCAAAUUAAAUGUCAGAAAUUGUCCAACACAUCUCUCAAUAGGGCCAUACAUUUAUUCUGUAAAAAUACAUCGAAAAUCCUUUUUUAUAUCAAAAGAGAAAAUUCGACAUAAGAGGAUAUUGUUUAAUCACUAUUAUGAAUGGAGUUAAAAGAGUUUAUUGGUACAAAAAAGGCUAUUUGAGAACAUCAAGUAGUUUCUUUACUUUGGAGUCUUUAGACAAUCAGAAAAUACACUUAACCAAUGAUGCAAUAUAGAAUAAAUUAAAUGGCUAUGGGAAAUUUGAAAAAGGAAAUAAGGUUUCUUAUGAUCAAUUCUAAGCUUAUUUAAUAGAGCAUAACAAGUAAAACAAUACCUCAUUAAGUUUCGAUGAAUUAUAUGCUGAUAUGAAGGCUCUUACUAAAUUGGCCACGCAAUCAGCAAUUGAUAAAAUCACAAAUGAAGAACAAAUUUUAGGAUUCGAAUUAUAUGGUUUAGAUUUUAUGAUUUCUAGCAGUUUUAAACCAAUACUCAUAGAAUUCAAUACUAAUCCUUGUAUAGAGACUGGAUGUCCAGUUCUGACUAAGAUAAUUACAGGACUUUUAGAAAAUCUUAUGAGAUUCAUCAUUGAUCCUUUAUUUCCAGCUAAAAGAAUGGGUAAUGAUGACUUUAUGAAUAAAAAUGAUUUUGAAUUAUUGUUGUCAUGUUGA
Molecule: messenger RNA, 2160 nt
Organism: Paramecium tetraurelia
Lineage: Eukaryota; Ciliophora; Oligohymenophorea; Peniculida; Parameciidae
Exons: 5
Biological process (GO): protein modification process
Source: RefSeq, a predicted model, not a curated record